This is a messenger RNA of Hymenoscyphus albidus, 317 nucleotides long. Lineage: Eukaryota; Fungi; Ascomycota; Leotiomycetes; Helotiales; Helotiaceae. The record is from the annotation of a GenBank genome assembly.
AUGCCGUGGGAUACUGAUCAAAGUCGGCUCGAUUGGUGGUAUUUGAGAUAUCCUAAUAACGCAGAGGGGCGUAUGGUUGAUGCACUUCAUCAUCUUGCUGUGCAGGUAACACAUCUUUUUGGGAAGAGGGGCGUUGCGGCGAGAAUCAUUAAUAGAAAGACGCGUGAGUAUGUUGUGCAGUGGAAGUGGGAGGAUCUGCAGGGAAAGGUUCUGGAACUCAACGAGAAUGUGGUUGAUGUUGAUCGCAAGGAGUUUCAUGAUGGUGAGUGUCAUUAUGGAAAGUGUGGGGUGGAUUGCCCGGGGAAGCAUGGGGAUAA